Saccoglossus kowalevskii is the source of this 1721-nucleotide messenger RNA. It is a transcript of the gene twsg1, whose product is annotated as twisted gastrulation. Lineage: Eukaryota; Metazoa; Hemichordata; Enteropneusta; Harrimaniidae. The record is from RefSeq and is marked provisional. Gene Ontology annotation, biological process: regulation of BMP signaling pathway.
CUUUUUUGUGGUCAUCGCUUGCUUUGUUUCCUCGAGGCGUACACAAAAUCUGUUUCAGGAUUACUUCAGCGGAUCAAGGAGAGAGGACACGGGCAAGGAUUAGUUCGUCGUUACGCUAUAUACGUUUAAGAUAGCGAUACUGAGAGUAAGUCUACAUUGACGCGUGCUAAGCGCACUGCCCGGUGUGCUAUCAAAAGUCCUGGUUUUGACGGAGUUAACGCUGCAAACAAAAUAAGAAGCAGAAAUGGAAAAGCAAAUAAUACGUGUUCUACUGUUCACUUUAUCGGUGUGUUAUGCGAUUUACUUGGUGCAUGCAUGCAAUGAAGCAAUGUGUGCCAGUGACGUAUCCAAGUGUCAGCUCAUGGAAUCCUGUUCCUGUAACUUCAAAAACCAUUCAUGCAGUCAAAAUUGCUCCCGAUGUCUGGGUCCACUAUACACAGAAUGCUGCGACUGUGUGGGAAUGUGUAAACCACGCAAUUUCUCUCACAAACCAUAUGCCGCUAAAAGUAUAGUAGAAGAUCUUAGAGAAGAAGCUAUCCCAUCACUAUUUGAUGCUUUAACGGAAGAUGGUUACAUUGACUACGACAGCCAAUGGAGUGUGGUGAAGUUUACCCAUCUGGUUGAGACAUUAUACUCCUUCAAACCCCCAAAUAAAGAUGAAGACAAAGCGCUGAAUAAAACUCUUGGCAAAGAAUGUACAGUGGUCUACCUUCAUGAGUGCAUCUCUAUGGAUAAAUGCAGUCUUGCCUGCCAGUCAAUGGGGGCAUCGGCGUAUCGUUGGUUCCAUUCUAAAUGUUGUGAGUGUAUCGGCCAUAUGUGUCUGAGCUAUGGUAAAAAUGAACCUAUGUGUAAAGCCUGUUAGGUUACUGAUCUAUAUAAAUUCCAUAUGCUGCAAUACACUUUGAGAUGUGCACUAUAUGCAAUGGGGAAUCUUUGCAAUGUGAACAAGUUGAACACUAAAUGUGGCUUUAUAAUGCAAUCGAUUGAUAAAGUUAUGCACCAUCUUUCCAAUGCUAGUUAUUGAGUUAAUGCAAAGCUACUUACAAGGUUGUGUCUGAUUGGUUAACAAAUGCUAAUACCUACCUGUCAGACCAAUCAAAGCGCAGCUUGUAUGUUAACAGGUAUUUUCGACGAAUCAAAUUCUGCUUGUCAUACAUACUUUCACUCAACUGCAGUAAUUGUGGAUGUUUUAAAUAUAAAGUGCCUUUAAACAUUGUUUCUAGAGUUUAUUCUUAUUGGUACAAUUGUUGUUUUUUCUUCAGAUUUUCAAGUUAUACAAUAUUCUUUUUUUAUUUUCAAGUACAUUUAAGAAACAGAACCUUUUUUUUUUAACCAAAAUGAACAUUUUAGUUGUUAUAGUUAAUACAAAGGACACAAACGAAUAAAUCUUUUUGUCAAUGUCUGUGAUUAAUAUUGGGCAGCAUCACAAGAUUUUGUUAAGCAGUGCUCUGACAGCUAUUGUAGAUUCUGUGCACAACUAUACAAUCAUUUUUGUGAUACUGUCAGUGACCUGUCAGUGACCUGUCAGUACAGUAUUUAACAGUUAUCCUGUAGUGGAAUUGUACCAACCAGUGAACUCGCAUUUUUAGUUUGCAUAUGUAAAUUUAAAAAAAAAACUCGAAAUUUAUUGUGCAUUUUAACAUGAUUUAGCUAGUGUGAUGAAUUUGGAAAAUAAACCAAGUUUCAAUUGUGAUAGUACAAUAAUAAAAGUAUUUCUACUA